AUGGGGGGACUUGGGAAGACCACUCUUGCCCAAUGGGUCUUCAAUGAUUUGUCGAUAAUGAAGAAUUUUGAUUUAAGAAUGUGGGUAUGUGUCUACAAACCAUUUGAAGUCGAGAGACUUCUGAAACAAAUCAUAGAAUCAGCUGGCAUAGGAGCUAAAUGUAAUGCAUCAAACUUGGAUGUAAUUGCACGUAACCUCCAAGAGAGUAAUGCAUCAAACUUGGAUGCAAUUGCACGUAACCUCCAAGAGAAGUUGAUGGGUAAGCGGUUUUUGCUUGUACUCGAUGAUGUUUGGAGCGAAGAUCAUUUUGUUGAAAAAUGGGAUAACUUGAUAAAGCCCUUAAAAUCUGGUAAUGUUGGUAGCAAAGUUAUUGUGACAACACGUAGCAAUAAUGUUGCAAUGAUCAUGGCCCCAAAUUACACUCAUCACUUGGGAAUAUUAUCAGAGCAAGAUUGUUGGUCUUUGUUUAGUCGAAUAGCAUUUAGCAAUGGAGGGCCACAAGAAACCCUGAACUUGGUGAAAAUUGGAAGGAGAAUGGUAAAUAAGUGUAAAGGAGUGCCUUUAGCAGUGAAGGUCUUAGGAAGUUUAAUGCACUCCAAAAUAGAAGAGCAUGAGUGGUUGUUUAUGGAGAAAAAUGAAAACUGGAAUUUACUGCAAGAUACAAGUAGAGGAAUAAUGCCCAUAUUAAAGUUGAGUUAUGAUCAUCUCCCAUCUGAUGUGAAACGUUGCUUUGCGUAUUGUUCAGUAUUUCCCAAGGAUUUUAGAUUUAUGAAAAAAGAGUUGAUACAAUUAUGGAUGGCAGAGGGAUUCCUUGGGGGAAAACAAAUGGAGGAUGUCGGCAAUGAAUAUUUCAAGAUCUUAUUGUGGAAUUCUUUUUUUCAAGAUGUGGAGAAGGACAAAUAUGGAGAUAUAAUGCUGACAUGCAAGAUGCAUGAUCUUCUACAUGAUCUAGCACUAGUUGUUGGAAAGCUUGACUAUUCCACUAUGGAGGCCAAUAAUAUAGAUGAGAUUUCUGAUGAAGUUCGUGGUUUGUCACUUUUUUCAAAUCAUGACGAAACAAUAUUUGAAAUUCCAGAAGCCUUGGAGAAGGCCAAAAAAUUGCGGACAUUAAUAUUGCCAUCAUAUAGUUCGUCUCAAAUAUUAACAUGUUGA
Molecule: messenger RNA, 1152 nt
Organism: Macadamia integrifolia
Lineage: Eukaryota; Viridiplantae; Streptophyta; Magnoliopsida; Proteales; Proteaceae
Product: putative disease resistance protein RGA3
Exons: 1
Coding region: 1-1152 (383 amino acids)
Biological process (GO): defense response to other organism
Molecular function (GO): ADP binding
Source: RefSeq, a predicted model, not a curated record